Messenger RNA from Neurospora crassa OR74A, 1835 nucleotides. RefSeq names its product RAB GTPase Ypt5. Gene Ontology annotation, molecular function: GTPase activity; GTP binding. The transcript is spliced from 4 exons. Lineage: Eukaryota; Fungi; Ascomycota; Sordariomycetes; Sordariales; Sordariaceae. The coding region runs from base 474 to 1136 and encodes 220 amino acids. The record is from RefSeq and is a predicted model, not a curated record.
GUCAUCACCAGAAUGACGGCCGCCCUGUCCAUUAAACACCAAACACUGAAGCGAACCUAAUCCGUCCACGGGGCCCCCAGUCAUCCCGUCCACCACCACCACCAGGCACUCCCACACUGAACUGUUCCCUGGCCUUCCUUUCGGCGGCGUGCUGCUCCUCCCGCCCUCCGUCACCUUCAACAACAAACGUCUUGUCUUGAACUCAACAACAACUGUUUUCCUCGAUUUUCUGCUUCAACGACUCCAUACCCGAUACCCAAACUUGCUGCUUCGCGCGUCACGUUCCCGUCCAGCCUUUGUAGUGGCGACCUGCAAACGACUAAUCAAGCACCUGACACCUCUUUGCCCUUUUAUCUCUUGGUUAAUUAAUCUGGCCACCCCCGGUAGCGCCGCAACCCGCUUCGCCAGCAACCCCGUCUAAUCUCCCGACUACACAUCAACGUCACCACACCACACCACAUCAUCUGUCCAUAAUGGCCACUCGUGGACCUCCCGGCGCGCGCCCCGGCAUGGGAAACCGCUUUGCCCAGUUCAAGCUGGUAUUGUUGGGUGAAUCGGCGGUUGGAAAGAGCUCGAUAGUCUUGCGCUUCGUCAAGGACCAGUUUGACUCGUACAGAGAAUCCACGAUUGGCGCCGCUUUCCUAACACAGACCAUUGCUCUCGACGAAAACACAACGGUCAAGUUCGAGAUCUGGGAUACCGCCGGCCAGGAGCGCUACAAGUCUCUAGCGCCCAUGUACUACAGAAAUGCCAACUGUGCAGUAGUCGUUUACGAUAUCACACAGGCGGCAUCUCUGGACAAGGCCAAGUCGUGGGUCAAGGAACUUCAGCGCCAAGCAAACGAGAAUAUCAUUAUCGCUCUUGCCGGUAACAAGUUGGAUCUCGUGCAGGAGCAACCCGAUAAGCGUGCGAUUCAGACGGCCGACGCCCAGGCAUAUGCAAAGGAGGCCGGCCUUCUCUUCUUCGAGACUUCUGCCAAGACUGCCGAGAACGUGCAAAACCUGUUCACCGAGAUUGCGAAGAAGCUGCCCCUCGACCAAGUUGGACCGAGGCAUGCUCGCCCGGGCCAACGACCGGGUGUCAGUCUAGCUCCCGAGGGGGCCAACACCCAGGUCGGAGGGCCUUGUGCUUGCUGAGCCUGUGACGGGGACUGUUUCGGAGUUUGGGAGCUACGUAUGGAAGAAAUACCCGGUGCAUCUACAGGAGUGGGUGGGGAGCGUGCCGGUGUCGAAGGGUCGAUGCGUGAAUGACCGGCGCAACGGCAGACCUGGGCCCCUUUACACAAAGAGAAGGCCAGGGGAGAUGGGUGGGGUUUCUCAUGUGAGACUGGGCUGUCGUGCGGCUGCAUGACAUCGUUCUGUUUCAUUACCGGCUCUGGUCGAUGGGUAUUUUGUUCCUCUUUUUCGUUGGACGGGGUGCCCUUCCACGGUCGAAGGACUGGUGAAGCACAUCAGCUGCCCCUGUGGACAUGAUUCAUGAUACUGGUAGGUCCAUCUUGCGUUGUACACUAUGCAGAUAGAGGCAACAGCCUGCUGGAGGAGGGAUGUUGCGCGCGUGGUUAAUGGUAAUGAUGCUAUUGAUUUUACUUUGAGCGUCGGGCAAUUUGAAAGAUAUUUACUGCCUUUAAUAGGCAUGCCCGCUUCGUUUGGCAAAGAAGUGUUUUGCAUCUCUAGACUUACUACUGUGUUGGUACCACAGCUGAGACGACGGAGAUGUGUAUCUGCGUACAGUGUGCAGCCAUACAUACCUAUCUAUCUCUAGCUAAAUAGCUCUUGUAGGAAAGAGAACUGAACUAAGUGACCUUGAAUGGGUGGGGGACCACCCAGCGACCUGGA